AUGGCCCAUCGCGAGCGACGUUUCCCCACGUUCCUGCGCCGUCUCCUUGGAGAAACAACCCAAAACACCUCGAUCCCUCCUCCAGACUUAUUCAAGACAUUAUCCUUCGAGUUGAAUGACGCGAGUCCCACUCAAGGAAGCAAGAACGAUAUUCCAACAAUCGGAGAAUGUGCCGUCCAUCUCGAACUGCUCGAAGUGUUCCGUAACCUGCGUAUCCAGAUCGUCCAGUCCAAGGAGUUAGAUCGCGUAUUCCGUCUCGAUUCAAAUCGCUCAUGGAUAUCGAAACAUCGUAGAGAAACACAGAGGGCGGAAAAGUGGCACUGUUUCGUGUCGCUUGCUGUUGAAAAAUUCCAGGUCUGGAUCCGUGCUGCGGAGAAGCAGCUUGAGGGUGAUGGAAACAAUGGAACGCUUAUACUUCCCCCUGUUGAUAUACUCAUGGUCUGGCACGCAUUCUUGCUCAAUCCAUCCAAUUACAAGGAAUUCUGUACACGCCAUCAGCUUGAUUGGAUUCAGGAAUUGCCUUUUCCCUGGCCUGUCAUCCACGGCUGUAUCGACCCAACCAACUGGUCAUUGACCCUCCCCAGUCCGAACAAACAAUGGCUCGAAUCUACAGCAAAGAUAACAACAGACCCUCUUGUCAGUCUCACAGAUACUCUUAGCAAUAUCCAGUCUACACCAAACCAAACAAACCAAAGAACCAUCCCAUCAAUAUCCCCAGAAAACGAAGCCCUCCUGCACAACGUUCUCCGCCAAACAGACUUCAUCGACCAUAUGCACGACUGUCUCUGGAUUCUCUAUCCCGAUGCCGAAGAGAUACUAGAGAGCGCUCGAAAACGCUACAACAACUUCGUUGAGUUAUUCCGUCUCCAUCCCGGCGUUAUGCUCGUCCCGACGUUGGAUAUAGAUCUAGUCUGGCAUACGCAUCUGUGUAGUGCGGCGCGGUACAGGAAUUCCAUGAUGAAAAGGGUGGGGCGGUUCAUCAAUCACGACGAUAAGUUGGGGAAGCGUACGUUGUAUGAUGGAUUUGAGAGGACGAAAGAACUGUAUGAGGAGCUGGAGAGUCGUGGGGCAGCUUAG
Messenger RNA from Aspergillus welwitschiae, 1077 nucleotides. RefSeq lists its product as uncharacterized. NCBI's taxonomy places the organism in Eukaryota, Fungi, Ascomycota, Eurotiomycetes, Eurotiales, Aspergillaceae. The coding region runs from base 1 to 1077 and encodes 358 amino acids. The record is from RefSeq and is a predicted model, not a curated record. The transcript is spliced from 3 exons.